AUGAGCCUUGUGCUGUUGCACCUGGGCACAGCUGGAAAAGUGCUGGGCUUGCGAGGGGCUCACAACGACGCGGUCGUCAUCUCCGGAAGGAAGCUGGCCCGGCAGAUCCGGCAGGAAGCCCGGCACGAGGUGGAGCAGUGGGUGGCAGCCGGCAACAAGAGGCCUCAUCUCAGCGUCGUUCUUGUGGGCGAGAACCCUGCCAGUCACUCCUAUGUGCUCAACAAAACCAAGGCAGCGGCGGACGUAGGAAUCAGCAGCGAAACGAUCCUCAAGCCAGCGUCGAUUACGGAAGAGGAGCUCCUGGAUCUGAUUAGCAGGCUAAAUCACGACGCCAACGUGGAUGGCCUCUUGGUGCAGCUGCCUUUGCCCGAGCACAUCGACGAGCGCAGGAUCUGCAACGCCGUGACUCCAGACAAGGACGUCGAUGGCUUCCACGUGCUCAACGUGGGGCGCAUGUGCCUGGACCAGGACUCCAUGCUGCCGGCCACCCCGUGGGGCGUGUGGGAGAUCAUUAAGAGAACAGGCAUCCCGACGCUGGGCAAGAACGUGGUGGUGGCUGGCAGGUCCAAGAACGUGGGGAUGCCCAUUGCCAUGUUGCUGCACACGGACGGCAGGCACGAGCGCCCAGGAGGCGAUGCCACAGUGACCAUCUCUCACCGCUACACUCCCAAGGAGCAGCUGAAGCAGCACACGAUCCGCGCCGACAUCGUGGUGGCCGCAGCAGGCAUCCCCAACCUCAUCACAGCUGACAUGAUCAAAGAAGGAGCCGCCGUGAUUGAUGUGGGCAUAACCAGGGUGCAGGAUCCCGUCACUGCCAAACCCAGACUGGUUGGAGAUGUGGAUUUUGAAGGGGUGAAGAAGAAAGCCAGCUACAUCACCCCGGUGCCGGGCGGCGUCGGGCCCAUGACGGUGGCCAUGCUCAUGAAAAACACCAUCAUCGCUGCCAAGAAGCUGCUGCAACCCAAAGAGCUGAAAGCGCUGACCGCGUAACGCGGGGACUCUCCGUAGCACUGAAAACCACAUUCCAAACCGACUCCCAAGCAGGCCGAUAGAAAAUGCAAUAUUUUUUAUUUAUUAUCUGGAAGCGGAUUUACUCUCCUGAGGUCCUAGGUAUUUAUUUGAAGCUGAAUGAUCCCCGUAUUAGUUGUGCUUGAGGCACGAGCGCCGCCCGCCCGGCCCGUGCCGCGGCACGCCUGG
Messenger RNA from Nothoprocta perdicaria, 1197 nucleotides. It is a transcript of the gene MTHFD2, whose product is annotated as methylenetetrahydrofolate dehydrogenase (NADP+ dependent) 2, methenyltetrahydrofolate cyclohydrolase. The record is from RefSeq and is a predicted model, not a curated record. Gene Ontology annotation, biological process: tetrahydrofolate interconversion. Gene Ontology annotation, molecular function: methenyltetrahydrofolate cyclohydrolase activity; methylenetetrahydrofolate dehydrogenase (NADP+) activity; methylenetetrahydrofolate dehydrogenase (NAD+) activity. Gene Ontology annotation, cellular component: mitochondrion. NCBI's taxonomy places the organism in Eukaryota, Metazoa, Chordata, Aves, Tinamiformes, Tinamidae. The transcript has 8 exons. Bases 1 to 990 code for a protein of 329 amino acids.